Molecule: messenger RNA, 586 nt
Organism: Penaeus monodon (black tiger shrimp)
Lineage: Eukaryota; Metazoa; Arthropoda; Malacostraca; Decapoda; Penaeidae
Exons: 3
Coding region: 124-387 (87 amino acids)
Cellular component (GO): extracellular region
Molecular function (GO): chitin binding
Source: RefSeq, a predicted model, not a curated record
CCCAAUUUGUAUUCUGGGUCUUCAUAUAAGGACACAGCAAGAGGCGAAGUUCCAUUCUGCCGUUUAUCCCCCGAGGUGUUAGUUACUUCGCUGUUGUGUUUGAGGAGAAAUAAGAACUGAAUUAUGGCCCGCGUCGCAGUUGCCCUUAUUUUGGCCGCCGUAGUCGCCUGUGUCUCAGCCAACGGAAUGGGACAAGGUCAGCCGCCUAAGUUCCAAUGCGUUGAAGAUGGCUUCUUUCCCGACUACUACCGCAACUGUAUGAUUUUCUACAGCUGCGAAAGCGGCGUCAAAACUACUUUCGCUUGUGAUCCUGACAAGCGCUUUGACAGUACCCUGAAUGCCUGCCUGCCCACCGCCGAAGUCUCCUGCCCUUACCCCUCGGCUUAGUAAUAAAUUUUCAACACCAGGGUCUCUGUGUCAUCAAGUGAUACUGAUAUGAAAGUAUAAAAGAUACGUUUUCUUGCCCCCCCCCCAAAAAAAAAAAAAGUAACGGGGAAAAAAGAAAUUUGGAUAAGAUUGGUUGUUAUUGUUUUCAGUCUUGUUAUAUUGUAAAGACUUUUCUCUGUAAUAAAAGAUUUGAUUUUCA